Marmota flaviventris (yellow-bellied marmot) is the source of this 942-nucleotide messenger RNA. RefSeq names its product olfactory receptor 7G2-like. Gene Ontology annotation, molecular function: olfactory receptor activity; G protein-coupled receptor activity. Gene Ontology annotation, biological process: G protein-coupled receptor signaling pathway. Gene Ontology annotation, cellular component: membrane. The record is from RefSeq and is a predicted model, not a curated record. Lineage: Eukaryota; Metazoa; Chordata; Mammalia; Rodentia; Sciuridae.
AACAUGGGAGCUAGAAAUGAAACAGAUGUUUCCAACUUCCUCCUCCUGGGACUGACAGAUGACCCAGCACUGCAGUCCCUCAUCUUCAGCCUGUUCCUGUCCAUCUACCUGGUCACCAUCCUGGGGAACCUGCUCAUCAUCCUGGCCAUCAGCUGUGACUCCCACCUCCACACCCCCAUGUACUUCUUUCUGUCCAAUUUGUCCUUGGCUGACAUGUGUUUAAGCACAAGCACGAUUCCAAAGAUGCUGGUGAACAUCCAAGCACAGCAGCACAGCAUCACCUAUGCAGGGUGUCUCUCCCAGGCCUGCUUCGUUUUGGAUUUUGCAGGCUUGGAAAAUUGUCUUCUUGCAGCAAUGGCCUAUGACCGCUAUGUAGCCAUCUGUCACCCUCUGAGCUACACAGUCAUCAUGAAUGCCCGCCUCUGUGGUCUGCUGAUUGUAUUAUCCCUGGUCAUGAGCCUUGUGAAUGCCCUGCUGCUCAGUCUGAUGGUCCUACAGCUGUCCUUCUGCACAGACCUGGAGAUCCCCCACUUCUUCUGUGAACUCGCUCAGGUCAUCGAGCUGGCCUGUUCUGACACCCUCGUCAAUAACCUCCUGAUAUAUGUUGCAGCUGUCCUAUUUGGAGGAAUUCCUCUCUCUGGAAUAAUUUUCUCUUAUAUUCAAAUUGUCUCCUCUGUUUUGAAAAUCCCAUCAGUUAGAGGAAGGUAUAAAGCCUUUUCCACCUGUGGGUCUCACCUAUUUGUUGUCUCCCUGUUCUAUGGGACAGGUUUGGGGGUGUACAUUAGCUCUGCAGUGACUGACUCCCCCAGGAAGACUGCAGUGGCUUCAGUGAUGUACUCUGUGGUCCCUCAAAUGCUGAACCCCUUCAUCUACAGCUUGAGAAACAGGGACAUGAAGGAGGCCUUGAGGAAACUCUUUGGUAGGAUAGGUUCUCUGCUAUGA